UCGCGUGUAACGCUCGAACGUUAAAGAGUACUGAUGCCAAUUUCUGUUCUGUUUACACCACAUGCUGACAUGGCUUGACAUGCGACACUUGCAUUCAUAGUUAAAAUCUAUUAAAUGCGGAUUUGUAGUUUGAGUUGUUGCUGUGGCAACCACGAGAAACGUGCAAUUAAGCUCUCAUUAGCUGCCUAGCUGAGCAAAGGACACGCCAUUCUCCACGUUAGGAUGUGCUCUGUUGAACGCUUGGAUGUUUUGCGGAAACAGAACAAAGAGCUGCUAAAGAAACUAAAGAAUCAGAGCGAAAAGUUCCAGAGCCUAACGACAGCGUAUCCGUGCAAAGGAGAGCAAAAGCACAGCUCGAGUGGCUCCGUGUUUGAGACGAGAGACGAGCCGCAGCGGGGCGCGAGACGCCUUAGCGUAUCUGAUGCCGUUGUCACCUUCGGCGCGAGCCAUCCAAACCCUGCGCGAGACGCGCUGCAGUGUUUGGCCAGUGAAGUCUGUAAAGCAUCUACACCAACUGGGCAUGUAAGCAGACCCUCAGAAGACACAACACACAGCCAUCUCCUGCAAGACCGAGGGAAGCGUCCUCCACACGGGCAGUCAGUCGAUAUGGAACAGAAACCAUCUGUGUCUACGGGUGUCUCACUGGACAGGGAUUGGUGUCCACGUGUUGUGUUGCAGGGGGUCACGUCUCUGUCUCCUGGUCAGCAACUAGAGACUGAACAUGAGAGACAACUUAUCCAGCCUUUACUUGGCUAUGACUGGAUCGCUGGCCUCCUUGAUGCAGAGAGCUCUCUGACUGAGCGCUCAGAACAAUUCUUCAGUGAGCUUCGCAGUUUUCGGCAAGUCAACAAGGAUGAAUGUGUCCACAGCACAUCCUCUGGGCUUCCUGUUGUUCCAGUCACUUUGUCAUCCCCAGUAGAAAGUGAACAUGCGCACGCAUCGGACUCCCACCAAUGCACAUUCUGUUACCAGAUAAACAGCCGUCUGUUUGCGGUUCCUCUGGGUUCCCAAGCUGCUUGUCCCAUAUGCAAGAUGCCCAAAGCCAAACACCCACAUGAUGAGCAAGAGCCUGCCUUUGUUAGGGUCAGCAUUCCUCGCUCAACGCUUCUGCCCGCAUAUCGCUACAAAGCCCGUCGACGCAGCUUUGACCCCUCGGACAGCCUCGGGUUGUCCUCGCAUUGUUUGUCUGGAUGGUCAAACUCCACCCUCAAACUGAGUUCCCAGAUGAGCAGUUUGGAUCUCCGAAGCUCCGUGGAGGUUGGACUGACUAAACUGAUAGCCACAUCAGCUUUAUGCAACAAUCGACCGGUAAGAACAUACGGCAGAGUUUUUAACUAUGGUCAUCCAUCAUUGUCUUUUGUUUUUCUCUUUUCAGUGAUUUCUUUACUAUCUAUUGUCCCUUUAUCUUUGUCCUUAAAUUAUGGCAACAGUUCCACAACUUCCAGAGGUCUUUGUAGCUUUUGCGCACAUGAUGGCAGCGUAACGGGACAGACGAGUAGUUUCAUGGCCUACUCCACACUAACGUGGGUAAACCCUCAGCUAUGGCGGUGAGGCUCAGCAUCCCUCCAGUUUUUACUCUUUAGUAGUAAUUAGCUUACUGGUUACCAGAUUAUUUACCACAAACUGUCAGGGGAGUAGCUCCUACAGCCGGCAGGUGCUACUUCAUAUCGGUUCCAAUGGCAUAAAUAGUUUAUUUAGUGAUCUAAAGGUCCCUCAGGAAAUCUCCAUAACGCUGUGGGCUGUUCAACCGAACCCCUCACCUGGGUGCAGCAAGUGAAGGCAGGGAUCGUAAACAAAAGUGAGGAUAGUGUCGUUGACCUACAUUUGUAUUGUCACUUAUUUUGUUAUAGUUUGGCAUAGUUUUUGUUAAAGGGGCUGUGGUAGCUCAGGGGUGAAUGUACUUGACUUCUAACUGAAAGGUGUAAUUGGAAGGAUGCUGGUUCAAGCUCCACCACUGCCCAGUUGCCACUGUUGGCCCCUGAGCAAGACCCUUAAUCCUCAAUUACUCAAA
Molecule: messenger RNA, 2011 nt
Organism: Electrophorus electricus (electric eel)
Lineage: Eukaryota; Metazoa; Chordata; Actinopteri; Gymnotiformes; Gymnotidae
Source: RefSeq, a predicted model, not a curated record